UAAAAAAUCAAAGCCGUAAAACUAAAACUAUUUGCCAGCAAACAACUGCAAAUUGCCAAAAAAUUCUACCCACCCUAAAUGAACUCUACAAAAUGUUUCUGCGUCGCGCCAUACAAGUCUCCACAGUGCUAAUCUAUUGGUUAGUCAUUGUGCCGGUAAUUUCGAAAUAUUUGGAGGACAUCAAAUGGAUGCGUCGCAACAAAUGGACGCGUAAGAAAUUGGGCUUUUACGGCAUUGCCGCCUUCGCCUUCAUCUUCGUCUACUUCCUUUGCAUGUACGCGUAUACGUUGUGCAAGCGUUGGGAGCGUAAAAUCCUAACGGACAUGAAACAGUCCGUCUCAAAGGCGGCCGAGUCGGAGGUACCCUCCGCAGCCACGUCAAUGGCUACCGUCGCCGAAUUGGAGCCACUCGAACGCAAACGGCCGACGCGUCCGGUGAUUUUACCAGCGCCACCUGCACACAGUGCCAGCGCACAUUUACUCAUGAAGGAGCAACAAUUGCAGGAGCAGCAGCAGCAGCAGCAACAACAACGACCAACUGGUGCGCGCAAUAAAGUGAAUAUUCUGCGUUCGGCGCCCAAAAUACCCACGGUGCACCGUUUGCCGCCGUUGGCGCCAUUGCAGGAGCAACCGUACGGUAGCGAGUUGGAGGCGAAGAAUAAGCGCAUAAGUCGCACGGAAAGAUUGACAACAGAGUUAGCGGAUAUUUUGCGGCGUUAUUAUCGCAUGAGUACGGGUAACGGUGGCGGCAAAGCGCCCACAACGAUGGCGGAGCGUGUGUAAAAGACAAGAAAUAUUAGCUAGUUGCUUAGUAAAUUGGUCGUAUAGCUUUGGUUAUAAUAUAUUUAUGUAUUUUCGUUCAACUUGAAAUGGUAUUUUAGUGGAAAGCUUCGAAUUUAAGAGUUUGGAAGAUAAAACUUGGUUGUAAAAAUCCGUAAUGAUACUCUGCUGUGGUUAAUUUCUAUGUGUAGGUGUUGCAGUGGAGAAAAGAAAUCUCUUUAUAUUUGAAUAAGAUUGGUCUCAACUAACUAACUAACUAACGAUGAUAACUUUAUUUUCGAAAAACAGUUUGUGAAAGCUCGCAAUGAAAGUUUAGACGAUUGUGUCAAAAUCUCUUUACCUUUGAUGAAUAUUGGUCUCAACAAAAAUACGAUUAUUAUUACAAGUAGUUAAGACUGCAGCGAUGAUAGUAUUCUUUUCGAAAAAUUAUAAGUGAAAGCUCAAAACGAAAGUUUAGACGGUUAUGCCAAAUUAUGUAAGAGACGUCCACAUUUGACAAAAAUUGGUCAACACAAAUGGUACCAAUAUUGCAAGUAAAUACAUGUAGCUAUAAUUUGCGUUCUGCAGAUUGAUUUGUGAAAGCUCGAAAUGAAAGCUUCGAUGGUUCUGGAGAGUUUUUUAAAUGACUUCGAGAAAUGAAAACAGAAAUUACAACUAUUUAAGAAUAUUCAAUCGAUCAUUUUUUUUCGAAAACCGAUUUGUGAAAGCUCAUAAUGAAAGCAUCGGCGUUUUUGGGAAAUUUUGUAAGGAAUUUUCAGAAGAAAUAUUUUUUGCUUGACGAAUAACGAUCGAAAAACAAUUUGUGAAAGUUUUAAAUCAAAGCUUUGAUGAAGUUUCUCAGUAAAAGAAGUGAAAAAUGAAACAAAAAAUCAAGCGAUAUUUAUAAAUAAUAAAUAUGAUGAAAGAUUUCUUAAUACAUGACAUAUAAUUUGGGUGGAGUUCAGAAGAAUUUUUAAUAAUUAAAGUAAUAAUAAUGUGUUAUUAUAAGCUAAAGUUCAAACUUUAAGUGCUAUGGUUUCAAAAAAGUAACAAAUGAAUUUAAGAAAUUGUAAACUUUAAUAUAAACAAUGAGUGUUAAAAAAACAGAUCAUUAUUUUCCAAAGAACACAAAUUUCAUACAAAAAAUGUAUAUAUACAUAAAGUUAUUGACUAAAAUUAACAACUUGGCUGUGUAUGAAAAUGAAAGCUCCUGCGUAAGCUUUAACCUGUAAUAAAAUAAUAAUAAAAUUUUGCAAAUACUGCUCAAAGUAAGAAGAAGCUUUCAAUUAAUGAUUACUCCAGUGAAAGCUCCACUGGUCAUACUAAUGAAAGCUCCGAAGAAAGCACUGAGCUAAGAAGUUUAUUUAAAUUAAAUUUAAAUUGUAUAUAUUGUAUAAAUAUCGAAGUGUGUUUCUUGUACGAAAGCCAAGCCGCCUGUGUUAAUAUAAUUUACUUUUAAUUAUAUAUUUUAUAUUUGAAAUUUGCUCUCAAUUUUCCUAGAAUAUGAUCAAAAUGAAUUCAGUAUAAAUUUUAUUUUUUAUUUUGCUAAUUUUCUUGAAGUUUUCUUGAGCUAACAUUGAAAGGAAUAAUAUUUUAAAGAGUACUAACAAGGUAGAGAUCGUGCAAAAAGUCUUUGAGAAAAAAAUUUUGAAAAAUUUUCAGAAUUAAAUACAAAUUUUUUAAAGCUAAAGAAAUUAUACCUUACUUUUUUUGGUCGUUUUUUUUACAAAUAUUAUAUUUUUAACUAUAAUUAUAACUACAAUUAUAACAUAACUAUAACUUUUCCCUUCUUCUGCACUGCCAAACAUCACUUUUUACUAGAAAUAACUUUUUUUUAUUUGCAACGUUUAUUUAUUUCAAUUCUUAUUUUGGCUUGCUGUUCAUUAGCAUUUGACGUUUUUGUGUUGUAGACAUGUUAAUUUGCACGUCUUCGCAUUGGCCACACUUGAUUUGGGUAUUCAUUAAUAUUGUACAACACAUGUAGAUAUGCAGAUAGGGAUAUCCUUUUUCGGUGAACAACGUCAAAAUCGUUUAAGCAAUGAAAUGAUAAUAAAAAUAAAGCGCUUUAAUGGCAAAUAGCAAUAAGAAUUAUUCAAUUAUUCCAAAGGUUAAUUUGAAAUAUAAGUGAGGUAUCUCAAAAUAAGUCGGCGAAUAUAUUUAUAAGAGAUGUUGCAGUUAGCGUGGCUGAGAACAUUUUUAGAAAAAUUUAAUAAUGAAAGUAUAAAGCCUUUUGUGAUUUGUGUAGAGACAAAUAUUUUAAAAUAAAAACAUGGAAAUUCUAUAAAUAAUUGA
Molecule: messenger RNA, 3050 nt
Organism: Bactrocera tryoni
Lineage: Eukaryota; Metazoa; Arthropoda; Insecta; Diptera; Tephritidae
Exons: 1
Coding region: 93-782 (229 amino acids)
Source: RefSeq, a predicted model, not a curated record